This is a messenger RNA of Arachis ipaensis, 2243 nucleotides long. Its product is annotated as BEL1-like homeodomain protein 7. NCBI's taxonomy places the organism in Eukaryota, Viridiplantae, Streptophyta, Magnoliopsida, Fabales, Fabaceae. Gene Ontology annotation, molecular function: DNA binding. The record is from RefSeq and is a predicted model, not a curated record. Gene Ontology annotation, biological process: regulation of DNA-templated transcription.
GAGAGAGAGAGAGGGUAGUUGGUGUUAACAUCCGCAAGCAAUCAAGGAAGCAAACAAGUCAUGGGUGCGGUGUUAUUUUUUUAAUGAUUUAAAAAUGAAAAUAUAAUAAUAUGUUUGGAUUGGUUGGUGCCGUUGUUCCAAUGAAAAGGAAGUAGUUGUGGCUCUUCGUUUCAAGUAUCUCUCUUGGGAUUGCCAUAUGUCUGCCCUUCCUCACACUAAGGUUUUUUGUUUUUGUUUUAAUUUUGUCUCCUCCAUUUCUUGUUUCUCCACUUCUCUUUCUCACUUAGGCUCUCUCCCCUUCUUUCCUUUAAUCUUCUUUCUUUACUGGUUAGUUUUCCGUUUUUCACUCUUAUUACUCCCUAGCUUAGCUUCCUUGAACUGAGUACCCACCACUUUCUUUCAGUUGAGCUGUUCUCGAAAUCUAUAGAAAUGUAUCCCAACCAAGCAUUUUCUUCAGGAUCCUAUGCUGAGAUGUUGUCUGGGAAUCCUUUAUUGUCUCAUAACUACAACAAUAAUGGAUCUGUUGGAGCACCAAACAUGGUUGAUCCAGCAUGCAAUUCUUUUGUAGAAGGUGAACAAAAUGUACAUGGCCAAGGCUUAUCUCUUAGUCUAGGUACAUCUGUUCCUUCCUUUCAAUACCAGUAUGAUGGCACUGCUUCUGCUGCUGCUGAAUGCAUGGUAUCUUUAUCUUCUGGAGGCUUUCAUGAAAGUGCCAAAAGAGAGGGUUUGUACAAUUCCAAUAACUCUGAUCCAUGCAUUCAAGGAUCAUUCUCAAACGGUGUAUUGAACUCACACUAUCUUAAGGCAGCACAGGAGUUACUUGAUGAAAUAGUUGGUGUCCGAAAGGCUUUGUUGAAGCAACCUGGAAUGGAGAAACAAGAAAAGUUCAAUAAUGUCAUUGAUGGUGGCUCCAAGGAUUCUGAUGGAAAAUGUAACAGUCAAUCUCUGCAAAAUAAUGUCAAACCUCCUAAUGAAUUAUCAGCUGAAGAACGCCAGAGUUUAUUAGAAAAGAAGACAAAGCUUCUGACCUUGUUGGAUGAGGUGGAUAAGAAAUACAGACAGUACUGUCAUCAGAUGCAGAUUGUGGUUGGGGAACAAGAAGGGAUACCGCGUCUUCGUUAUGUUGAUCAACAGCUUAGACAGCAAAAGGCACUUCAGCAACUUGGUGUAAUGAGACAAGCUUGGAGGCCUCAGAGGGGUCUCCCCGAAACCUCUGUCUCAAUACUUCGCGCUUGGCUUUUCGAACAUUUUCUUCACCCGUAUCCCAAGGAUUCAGAGAAAAUCAUGCUGGCAAGACAGACAGGCCUGACCAGAAACCAGGUGGCAAAUUGGUUCAUCAAUGCACGGGUGCGGCUAUGGAAGCCGAUGGUUGAAGAAAUGUAUAAAGAAGAGUUUGGUGAUUCUGAUAACAUAAGCUGCAAUAUUCGAUCCGAAGGCAUUGUGAAAAGUAAAAGAGAUGAUGCUCAAGCCUCUGAUAACAAAGGGGAAGAUGAUUCACAAGACAAUUUAGCAACCCUUGCUGAUAGUGUCCAACAAGAAGGGCAUUUUCAUAAACAUGCAUCAUGUUCCAUGGAUGAGAACAACAAUAAUGGGGUUUAUAGUUGUGGAAGCAUAAUGGGUUGUAGUACUAGUCCUGCUGCAUAUGAUUUUGCAGAGUUGGGUAACUUUACAUCUACCAUGGGUGGCCACGUGUCUCUUGCAUUGGAAUUGAGGAACUGUGAAAGGGAUGGGUUUGGUGGCAUGUCUGAUAAUGAUGGCAUCCACAAGAAAAGACGUAAUCAUAAUCAGGGUUUGGCUUCUUCUUCUUCUUCUUCCUCCCCAGAGACUGAUCACCUGCUAGAUUAUCAUUUCACAGAUUCAUGAGUUUGUUGUCUGAAAAUCUGAAAUAUCUACCAAAAGGGAAAUUGAAAUAUCUUUUUGGAUCUCUCUGGAAUGGUGUACCACCAAAGAGAAAAGCCUAUGCAUGAUGCAUGCUACUUUGAUCAUUCUUCUUGUCCAUUAUUGUUCAUAAAAGAAGUGAUGUAAUAUUACUAAACCGUACAAAAAAUAUAUACAGGUAGGUAAUGUGUAGAUAUGUUUCUCACUUUGUAAUACUUCAGAUGAUUGGUUGUAUGUAAAAUUUUGUAAGGAAAAGGGAACACAUGUUGUUGCAUCCAUUCGUAUAUAAUGUCGAAAAAUAAGGAAUCUUGUAAGAGAUACGUAUCAUGUACGAUGAUGUAAAUGUCUUGCCUCUUGUUUGCAAA